AUGAAAUCAUCAUGUCACUCCGACUCCGGCGCCUUCUCCCUGCCAUUCUUCUCCGCCUCACCUCCGCCCCUCCCUCUCCAUCCCACCCCCUCCGACUGCGCCCUCCCCCCAAUCUACAAUGACGUGCUGGUCAUCCUCAAAACCGGCAUCACCGAGGCCCGCACCAAAGUGCCCCCGCACCUGACCACCACCCUGCGCUGCAUCCCCAACUACGUGAUCUACUCCGACUACGCCGAGCCCCUCUCCUCCACAAUCUCCACGCAAGACAUCCUGGGCCCGUACAUCUCCAGCGCCACGAAAUCCACCAACCCGGACUUCGGCCUGUACAACCGCGUCCGCCUCGCCGGCCACAGCGGCCUCACGCCCGCCGACCUGGUCGCAGACGUCAACACGCCGAUUGGCAAACCCAACAACCCGGGCUGGAAGCUGGACAAGUGGAAAUUCUUGCCGAUGGUGGACGCCGCGCUGGCCGCGCGCCCGUCGGCCAAGUGGUUCGUCUUCAUGGAGGCCGACACCUACCUCCUCUGGCACAACCUGGCCGCCUGGCUGGCGCGCUUCGACCCCGACCAGCCGUGGUACCUCGGCAACCAGAUGCAGAUCGUGGACGCGCUGUUCGCGCACGGCGGAUCGGGGUUCGUGCUCUCGCGGCCCGCCAUGGAGCGCGCCCGCGACCUGCGCGCGCAGAGCGGCGACGGCUGGGAGACGGCCGUUGACGCCCACUGGGCCGGCGACUGUCUGCUGGGCAUCCUGCUGGAGAGCUGCGGCGUGUCGCUGACCUGGAGCUGGCCCAUGUUGCAGAUCGCGCCGCCUUCGGAGGUGGAUUUCUUUGCGGUGCGUGCGGAUACCCCCGAUCGUGUGUGGUGUUAUCCUGCGGUGUCGUUUCAUCAUUUGGAGGGGGAAGGGGAUUUGCGGGGUUUGGUGGAGUUGGAGGAAGGGUGGCAGCGCGAUGGGUAUGCUGGUCGGGUGAUGGCUUAUCGGGAUGUGUUUUGGCGGGUGGUUUGGGGGCAGAUCCAGUCUCCGAAAGAAGGGUGGGAUAAUUUGGUGGGCGAUGAGGUCGGGCAGACUGCCACGGUGGAUGAGUGUAGGGAGAUGUGUGCCCAUGAGGCGCUGUGUCUUGGGUAUCGGUUUGCGGUCGCGGAUGGGAGGUGUCGGUUGGGGAGGGGGAUGCAGCUGGGCAAGAAGGCGGACGGGUUUACGUCCGGUUGGAUGACGCAUCGGGUUCAGGCGGUUGCGGACAGUUUGGGCCGGUGUGAGGCCAUCAGUUGGAUUGGUUGA
Molecule: messenger RNA, 1275 nt
Organism: Aspergillus japonicus CBS 114.51
Lineage: Eukaryota; Fungi; Ascomycota; Eurotiomycetes; Eurotiales; Aspergillaceae
Exons: 2
Coding region: 1-1275 (424 amino acids)
Cellular component (GO): membrane
Molecular function (GO): glycosyltransferase activity
Source: RefSeq, a predicted model, not a curated record